UAAGGCGUACCCUGCCCAUUCCCUGCCCAGAUCUCACAGUCGUCCCUGUGUUUCUCUCUCCCUUAGUUUUCAAUCUCACCCUUUCAUCCACAUCUUCCCCCCCUCUGUAUCAGUCACUCCCAUCCCCUCCAACAGUCGAUCCCUUCCUGUAAUCCUCUCCCUGUCUCUUUCCCUCCUCCCCCAGCAUCAGAUCUCUCUCCUGCUGACGUCUGCCUGCCUGCUGACUCCCCUCGGCGCUCCCUCCCUCCCUCCCUCCCUCCCUCUGCCCCCUCUUCUCUCUCUCGUUCUCUCUCUCUCCGCCUCUCUCGGUGCUGCCGCCUCGCUUCAUUCGCCUCCUCGGCUGCCGGAGCCGGUGCCGGGCUCUCCGCCCGCCCUCCCUCCCUCCCUCCAUCCUCCCGCCGGCCGCCGCCGCCUCCGCUCGCUCGCUCAGUGGCCCCAGAUUUUUGACUGGAGGAAGAUCAACCUUUCCUCAAACCAUUGCCAAACUUUGAUCUGCAACUGGUCACUAGCAGGCAAUAUCAGCGGAGGAGGUGGAAAGGAAGCGAAGUAGAGCAAGAGGUUUCCAGACCGUUUCACUGAUAGGAAGAGAGCUGUGGUGGUCAGUGCCAGGAUAAAACACUGGACAGCACUUUCCCUGAAAACAAAAGAGAGAGAAAAUUGACUUGCUGAAUAAACAGUAACAAUGUCAACGAACAACAUAGCUCAGGCAAGGAAAAUGGUGGAACAGUUGCGGAUUGAAGCUGGUAUUGAAAGAAUCAAGGUUUCAAAGGCAGCUGUAGAUUUGAUGAACUACUGUGAACAGCAUGCAAGGAAUGACCCGUUGCUCGUCGGAGUUCCAACCUCUGAAAACCCCUUCAAGGAUAAAAAACCGUGCACCAUCCUAUAGCUGCUGCAAGCCAACCUUUCGCAAACUGACCACAGCAUCAGAAGACCUGCCAAGAAUUUCUAUUGGUAAUCAGACCUUGAGAAGCAGUGCAGCUUCUGAAAUGCAGGCCUGCUGUGGAAAUGUGUUUUAAAAAAAGGAAAAAAAAAUUGGAUUGUUUGUUUGUUAGCUAAGCAUGUUUCUCAAAAUGAAGGAAAGAAGAUGUGAUGGGGAAGAGCAAUGAAAGAAUUGCUAUUUUGGACUUUUAUGAUAGAUUUUCUGAUUGUAAUAUUAAGAUCUUAGGUUUAAAAAAACUAACUCAGCAAGGACAAUACCUUUGCCUAAAAAUUCUUUAAAAAGUGAAAAGUGUAUGUGCAAGAAAUAUACAUUUGGAGGGUGAUAAUACAGUUUGGGCAAUAACAUAUUAGAUGAAGGGAAGCAAUUGAAUGCUUCCAUUGCAUUUUUAAAUGUCACAUUGUUCACCUUUAUUGUCAUUAGCAACUGUGCUGGUAUAAAAGUGUAGUUUUCUUUCCCCUGCCUUUUAAAUUCCAUAUUUACACUACCAAAGUACUGGCCAAUGGAAAACAAUGUAAAUAACACAUGUUUUAUUCAUUCAUUCAUCAUCUGUUUUCCUUAAACAGACCUGGUGGUUGUGAAGUAACCAAAAAAAAAAAGUAUUGUACUGAUGAUUCACAUUUAUCUGUGGUAAGCAGUAUUACGUAUAAUUGCAAAUUUUACGUUCUACAAAUUCAAAUAUUUAAUUCCCUUAAAAAUGACACCACAAGUCCCCUAAAAAAAUCACUUAAAUAUUCAUGGCAUGAAUGUGGAUAAUGGUAACUUGUGCUUUCUAUAAGUCGGAACAAUUUUUCUCACUUCAUCCGAAAGGAACAGAUUAUCCAGCAAGACCAAGCAUAACACUUAAGAGUGUAUGCAUACUAUGUUAAGUUUCUAUACUAAACUGUAUUAGGGCUCAACAUAAAAUGUGUAACUAAUUAUGUUAUUAAUUUAUAGCUCACAAAAUCAUGCUUAUUGAAUUUAUAUUUGGAGGUAAAAUUCUGCUCCAUUAUUUACAAUACAUUACUCCUACCAACAGUGUUCACCUGCCAUGUAAAGAAUCUGUGCAAUGGCAUAUCAGCAGCAACAGAUUGAGAAAACUUCUGGAAAUAUCAAUUAAAAACUAAAACAACGAUUAGGUAUCAAAUGUUUGACCAUGUGACAAAUGAACUACAGCCUUUCACGAGUCCUUGUUCAUUCGAGCAAACCUCCUAAGGAAUGUAAAUUGUAGUUGUGUGCCAAAAACCAUGAAAAUGCCAAGUGAUUUAUGUCAUAGAAAAGUGCUAGAAUUCUUUAGAAACCACAAGCUAUUAUAUAUAUAUAUAUAAAACACAUUAUUUUGAAAGACGUGUUAAAAACCCUUGUCAAAUAAUUUUUCAAUUUAACAUAUGUAAGCAGAUUGCAUGCGCAUUGUUCUAUCAGCUGUCUUGCAUUGUUGCCUUUUAUUCUCAGCUGUUAAGUGUUAGUUAAGCUUUGCCAUAAUUAUUAUUAACUUUUUUUACGAACCAUAUUGACUCAGCCAAAUCAUCUCAAAAAUUCACCGCAAGUUAUUCUGUGACAAAAUGCUUAUAUACAUUUUUGUACCCAGUAAUUCAUUUCUCGCAUUAAAAUCAAAUCAUUUAAAAUCAAA
Molecule: messenger RNA, 2546 nt
Organism: Amblyraja radiata (thorny skate)
Lineage: Eukaryota; Metazoa; Chordata; Chondrichthyes; Rajiformes; Rajidae
Product: guanine nucleotide-binding protein G(I)/G(S)/G(O) subunit gamma-7
Exons: 6
Coding region: 683-886 (67 amino acids)
Biological process (GO): G protein-coupled receptor signaling pathway
Cellular component (GO): heterotrimeric G-protein complex
Molecular function (GO): G-protein beta-subunit binding
Source: RefSeq, a predicted model, not a curated record